GCUUUCAAAAUGCUUUACUUAAAUAUCUUGGGAAUCCUUCUCCUUUUUGUGGCUGCUUCUGUGUCAGCUUUUGAUCGAGAGUUGGCCAACAAGCGAUUCUGUGAGUUUGAUAAAGAGGAAAACCGGCUUAUAAGGCUGCCAAAUCCUAACCAACGUCUGCAUCCUGAGCCAUGCUGGCGAUGUUCGUGGCUUAUGAAUUUGUUCAGACCCCCCCCACAGGGGAAAAUUUUCGAUUUGAAAGAAUAUUUCCGGGUCAAUCGUCAAGCUUUCACGCCUUUUGAGCGGCGUGUGAUACGUUUGUUACGUGAAUUGGGAUUAGUGAAAAGCGAAGCUGAAAAACUGAUUGAUACUUUGGAGAAGGACAAGGAAUUAGCCAGAAGGUUGAAAAGGUUACUGGACAAGGUUGACGAACAGCAUGAAACCGAGGACUUCCUUGAAGAAUUUUUCAAUCUAUUUUCUUGGAGGAAAUUGUAAGAGUUAUUUACAGGCACCAAAAUUAUUUUAACAAAUACAAAGCCAAAUAAAUAAUGUUCAUUAAUCGUA
Molecule: messenger RNA, 543 nt
Organism: Drosophila eugracilis
Lineage: Eukaryota; Metazoa; Arthropoda; Insecta; Diptera; Drosophilidae
Exons: 1
Coding region: 10-474 (154 amino acids)
Source: RefSeq, a predicted model, not a curated record